Molecule: messenger RNA, 975 nt
Organism: Pseudocercospora fijiensis CIRAD86
Lineage: Eukaryota; Fungi; Ascomycota; Dothideomycetes; Mycosphaerellales; Mycosphaerellaceae
Exons: 1
Coding region: 1-975 (324 amino acids)
Biological process (GO): DNA repair
Source: RefSeq, a predicted model, not a curated record
AUGUCCAAAAGACUCAGGACACUGGAAAACUUCUUCAGUCCGCCUCCGGUGAAAAGGGCAAAAGCAGAAAACGCUGGAAGAAACAGUGGCCAAGGACAGCAUGACCCAACGCCACAAGAAUACUCCAAACACCUCACGUAUCCAUUCUCAGUGCCAGGAUUGCCUGCCAGCCUUAGAGAUGCACUCAAUUUCGCGCCAGCAGAAGAAGGACGCCCCAUCAAUGAUCAACCCGAUCUGGAUCUUGUCUACUACCAGCCAUACAUCCCGAAGGAAGUGCAACGAGAUCUGUUCCAGUUCUUACGAGACGAGCUUUUCUUCUACAGAGUGAAGUACACGAUCAAGCGUGGCCCAGUCGAUACUCAGAUCAAUACACCUCGAUACACCACUGUAUUUGGCAUUGAUGAGACGGCACGAUUCAACCAAAACGGCGUGCCUGUAGAUGCACUCACAUCCAAGGUUUUGCCCAGAACAGCGUACAAAUGCCAGCCUCGACCCAUCCCUGACUGCCUAGACGUGCUUCGACAGCUUACCGAGAACGCUACGGGAUGCAAAUUCAACUUUUCGCUUGUGAACUACUAUGCGUCCGGAGACGACAGCAUUAGCUAUCACAGCGACGAUGAACGAUUCCUCGGCGUUGAUCCAGCCAUCGCAUCUUUCUCUCUUGGAGCAAAGCGCGACUUCUUGAUGAAGCAUAAACCUACCCCUGCCAAAGAUGAUUCUGAAUCAACGCCGAUGAAACUGCCGCUUGCUUCUGGCGACAUGAUAUUAAUGCGUGGGAAGACGCAGAGCAACUGGCUACAUAGCAUCCCAAAGAGAAAAGGCGGAGAUGCUGACAAGGGCCGCAUCAAUAUUACAUUUCGCCGCGCUAUGGUCAAAGGCGGCACUGAGAAUUACUACCGCUACAAUGUCGGCGAUGGAGAAGCUUACAAAUGGGACAAUGUGAAUCGAGAAAUGAGUGUCUGGAAGCCCAGUUGA